Messenger RNA from Daphnia carinata, 1245 nucleotides. Its product is annotated as DNA repair protein RAD51 homolog 3-like. Gene Ontology annotation, molecular function: crossover junction DNA endonuclease activity; ATP-dependent DNA damage sensor activity; ATP binding. Gene Ontology annotation, biological process: meiotic DNA recombinase assembly; DNA repair; reciprocal meiotic recombination. The coding region runs from base 101 to 1177 and encodes 358 amino acids. The record is from RefSeq and is a predicted model, not a curated record. The transcript is spliced from 7 exons. Lineage: Eukaryota; Metazoa; Arthropoda; Branchiopoda; Diplostraca; Daphniidae. Gene Ontology annotation, cellular component: Rad51B-Rad51C-Rad51D-XRCC2 complex; replication fork; Rad51C-XRCC3 complex.
UGCGCGCCAGUUGUAAACAUGGAACCGUCUGCUAAACAUCAUGUUAAAUGAAGAUUUUAACUUUAUUGACGGCGAAAAUUUUUGAAAUCGGUUUAAGAAAAUGGCCAUGGGCAUUACGAAUAGUCGUCCAAUUUGUACAUAUCCCAUUCCCAUGUCCAUCCAAAGCAAGUUGGGUAAAGCUGGCUUUCUUACGACAGGUUCUGUUGCAAACCUACGGCCUUCAGAGCUUUCUUCAAGUGCAGAGAUAUCUCUAGAAGAUGCUGCAGACGUGCUAGAUCUUGUAAGAAAACCACACGGAUUAUUCCUUGAAACUAAAACUGCUCUGGAAAUUCUAAGAGAAGAACAAAAGAAUUGUCCUAUUGUCACUAUGAGUCAAAAUGUUGACAAACUUCUAAAUGGAGGUAUCCAUCUAUCUAAAGUAACAGAAGUUUCUGGAAUUGCAGGUGUUGGAAAAACUCAACUUUGUCUCCAGUUGUGUGUCACUGUACAAAUACCAGAAGAAUGUGGAGGGCUUAAAGGCAAUGCAGUGUUUAUUGAUACAGAAGGAAGCUUUAAUACUUCUAGACUUCAAGAUAUGAGCCUUGCAUGCAUUGAGCACUGCAGAAAUUCCAUGAAUUUAGCAGCUGAAAAUUGGAAUUUGGCCUCAAUUACAGAAAAUAUCUUUGUAUUCAGAUGUAAGGAAGUGACUGAGCUUCUUUCAUGUGUAAUGAUACUGAAGGAGUUUCUUAAAACACAUGAUCAGGUCAAACUAAUAGUAAUAGACAGUUUAGCCUUUCAUUUUCGUCAUGAUUUGGAAAAUGCAGCCUUACGCAGCCGCGUACUGCAUAAAAUCGCCGCCGAACUCGCCCGCCUUGCUGUUGAAUCGAAACUUGCUGUGGUCGUAACAAAUCAAAUGACAACAAAAUUCGAUUCUAAAGGACAAGGUCGCUUAACUCCCGCUCUCGGUACAUCUUGGGGACACGCCCCCACUUUUCGCCUUAUCUUGGACUGGGAUCCGUCACGAAGUUUCAGAUGGGCAACUCUUAUAAAAUCUUCUUCAUUACCACCUGGCUCUGCACCCUACCAGGUUGUUCAAGACGGCAUACGGGAUGUUUGUUUCGACAAAGAAGUAACACCUCCAAUUGCUAUUGUUGAGGAUGGUAUUCCAGGAAUAAUUUUCAGUAACUCUGACGUCUGAAACAUUUUUGUCCAGUACCUUCUCAUCGCUGCUAACAGUUUAUGUUUGUCAUAUAAUUAGUCCCUAUA